Molecule: messenger RNA, 7355 nt
Organism: Elgaria multicarinata webbii
Lineage: Eukaryota; Metazoa; Chordata; Lepidosauria; Squamata; Anguidae
Product: KIAA0232 ortholog
Exons: 12
Coding region: 408-4886 (1492 amino acids)
Source: RefSeq, a predicted model, not a curated record
GCGGCCCGCCCCAUCCUUCUGUCCCUCCCCUCGGCGGGGCCGGCGCCGGUUUACGUAACGCCUCUCCGGGCGAAUUCCGGCUCGGUCCCGCCGCCUGACUCGGGACGGGUCGCCAGAGGCCCCAGCAGGUCCUGCUGGGGAUUUACAUCUGGCUUCAAUGUGAAAUUAAGGUAGAAAAAUGCACAUAAACAUGUGUUUCCUGUUAAGAUUUAGUGUACUCAGUGGUUAUGCCUGAAGAGUGGGUCUUGUCUUUAGACUGAUAACUGCCAGGAAGUAUAAAUGAUUGUCCUAGAAGUCAAGCGUGUCUCCUCCUUAUUGGAGUGAAAAAAAUAUCCACCUCCAGGUUCCCACGGAAUAUCAUCUACAGAAAAUGCAUCACGGUCUAAGGAUGACAGCCACCUAGAUUCAUGCACCCAAUCAAUACAGUUGUUGUGGAUGGUUUGCCAUCUGAAAGCUCCUCAAGUUCCUGUCUGGGUCCUGUGCCUGUUUCUGAAAUGUCUCUGCUUCAUGCUUUGGGCCCUGUGCAGACCUGGCUGGGACAAGAGCUAGAAAAAUGUGGCAUUGAUGCCAUGAUUUAUACUCGCUAUGUCCUCAGUCUACUGCUGCAUGAUAGUUAUGACUACGACCUGCAGGAACAGGAGAAUGACAUCUUUCUGGGCUGGGAAAAAGGAGCUUACAAGAAAUGGGGGAAGAGUAAGAAAAAAUGCUCAGAUCUAACACUAGAAGAAAUGAAAAAACAGGCUGCUGUUCAGUGUCUUCGCUCAGCUUCUGAUGAAAGCUCUGGGAUUGAGACUUUAGUGGAGGAGCUCUGCUGCAGGCUGAAAGAUCUCCAGAGUGAACAAGCAGAGGAGAAGAUUCACAAAAAACUUGAGGGCUCUUUGCCUCCUGAAGUUGAUUUAUCUCCUGCAGCAAAGGAUCAAGUGGAAAUGUAUUAUGAAGCAUUUCCACCUCUUUCCAAGAAACCAGUUUGCCUGCAAGAAAUUAUGACUGUAUGGAAUAAAUCCAAAAUUUGUUCUUACUCAAGUUCCUCCUCAUCUUCUACUGUCCCAGCAACUAGCACAGAUACAUCAUCUCCAAAGGACUGCAUUAGUGAAAGUGAAGUAUCCAAAGAGAGAAAUAGCAACAAAGUACCUGUCACUGUACACGAGAGAGCUGCACAGAGAAAAGAUAAAGAUGAAAAAGAGAACAAGUUUGGGAAUAGCAGUUUUGAAGAGAAACCUGUUUUAUACAAAAAGCAAGUGCGACAUAAAUCUGAGGGAAAGAUACGUCCUCGAUCCUGGUCUUCUGGCUCCAGUGAAGAAGGUUCAAAUUCUAGCGAUAAUCAAGGUGAAUUAAAAGCAGCUACAAAAUGUGUUAAAGUAAGGCAUAAAACAAGGGAGGUUCGGAGUAAAAAAGGACGGAAUGGACAAAGCAGGCACCUGGCAAAAGCUGGUGAUAAAGCUGAAAGAAGAAUUCACGGCAGCAGCAGCAGCAGCAAUGGAUCCAUUAAACAACUGUGUAAAAGGGGUAAACGGCCAUUAAAAGAAAUCCGAAGGAAAGAAGCUGGCAACUACGAGAGAAAAGAGCUAUAUUUCGAUAGCAGAAACGAAAAGGAAUAUAAGGAAGAGCCCUUAUGGUAUACUGAGCCAAUUACAGAAUACUUUGUUCCCCUGAGUAGGAAAAGCAAGCUUGAGACGACGUACCGCAACAGGCAAGAUGCGUGUGAUGCAACAUCCGAGGCUGUAGAAGAAUUAGCUGAAUCAGUGCAAGGUCUUUGCAUCAGCAACAAUAAUAUUAAUAAAACAUACCUCGCAGCAGGUACUUUCAUCGAUGGCCAUUUUGUGGAAAUGCCUGCAGUUCUAAAUGAGGACAUUGGCCUCACUAGGACCUCAAUGUGUUCUCAACCAGAGGACGAUACACACUCAGAUGGUGUUCAUCUGUCAGAACUAACACACUUCUAUGAAGUGGAUAUUGACCAAUCCAUGUUGGAUUCUGGUGCCUCAGGCAAGAUGCAAGGAGAGAGUCGGAUUUUGAAUAUGAUUCGGCAGAAAAGUAAAGAGGGGACUGAUUUUGAGGCAGAAUGUUGCAUAGUGUUUGAUGGAAUGGAGUUGCAAGGGGAAAGUGCAAUAUGGGCGGAUUCAGCCACCUCUGGUGCUGAAGGAUGGUUCUUGCAAGAUCUUAGUAAUUUAGCUCAAUUCUGGGAGUGCUGUUCAUCUUCUAGCUCUGGUGAUGCAGAUGGGGAAAGCUUUGGCGGAGAUUCUCCCAUUAGACUUUCCCCUACUUUAGACAGCACAAUGCUUAAUUCACACAUGCAUGCAGGCAAUCGAGAGCUGUUUUCAGAUACUAAUGAAGGGUCUGGUUUAAAUUCUUUUUCAGUGUUUGAAGUGCAAUGCAGUAAUUCUGUCUUACCAUUUCCUUUUGAAAAACUCAGUUUGGGAAAUGAAAAUACAGAUUGUAGUAGCAAUGUUGGUAUGUUUGGGAAAACACAGUCUAGAUUGUUAAUAUGGACCAAAAAUAGUGCCUUUGAUGAAAAUGAACACUGUUCUAAUCUGUCCACAAGAACUUGUAGUCCAUGGUCAUACUCUGAAGAAACACGUUCAGACAAUGAGACUUUAAAUAUUCCAUUUGAAGAAUCCCCUCAAUUUAACUCGGAUGAUGUUAAUUAUGUAGUCCCCAGAGUAUCUUCAGGUUAUGUAGAUGAAGAAAUUGGAGAUUUUUUGCAGGAGGAAACCGGCCAGGAACAGUCUGCAACUUUAGGAGAAAUGCCUACAUUAAUUUUUACAAAAAAAUCUAAACUAGAAUCUAUCUGUGGUAUUCAGCUAGAACAAAAAGCUGAAGAAAAAGAAUAUGAAACUACACAAGUGUGUAGUGACAGCAGUCCACAUGAAGAUGACUAUGGCUCAGGGGGUAUUAAAGACAUCUGGACAAAUAUGACAGAUGGAAAUUCUGCAGCAAUUGUAGAAAUAGACGGAAUAGAAGAGGAGUUGUUUUCAACCGAUGUAAAUCAUUAUUGCUGCUGCUUAAGUGACGCAAAGGUAGAAAUUCUUCAGGAUCCUAACAAAGCAGUGCAAAGAUCGGAAUAUCGUCUUUGGGAAGGCCAGAAAGAGAAUUUGGAGAAAAGAGCUUUUGCCUCAAACAAUUUAUCCAAAGUGGAUUGUGGAGAUUAUACUACACCUUCAAAACCAUGGGAUAUUAACCAAGAUAAAGAAAGUUCAUUUAUUCUUGGUGGUGUGUACGGGGAGCUCAAAACAUUUAACAGUGAUGGAGAGUGGGCAGUGGUGCCACCCAGUCAUCCAAAAGGAAACUUACUACAGUGUGCAGCUUCUGAUGUAGUUACAAUAGCUGGUACAGAUGUCUUCAUGACACCAGGAAACAGCUUUGCCCCUGGUCACAGACAAUUAUGGAGACCCUUUGUAUCAUUUGAACAGAGUGAGCAGUUAAAGUGUGGUGAUCAUGGAUUAAAUAGGGGUUUUUCAUUUAUCUUCCAUGAAGACUUGUUAGAAGCUUGUGGUAAUUUUCAAGGUGAAGAGUCUGGUCUCGAAUAUUCAUUCUCUUCCUUUGACUUGAAUAAUCCAUUUUCACAAGUUCUUCAUGUAGAAUGUACAUUUGAACCAGAAGGAAUUGCAUCCUUCAGCCCUUGCUUUAAACCCAAAUCUAUCCUUUGCUCUGAUUCUGAUAGGGAAGUUUUUCGUCCUAGAAUAUGUGGUGCUGGGAGGACACAGUACAGAGCAAUACGGAUUUCUCCUAGGACUCACUUUCGCCCCAUUUCUGCAUCUGAACUUUCUCCAUGUGGUGGAAGUGAGUCUGACUUUGAAUCGGAGAAAGAUGAGGGGAAUAUUACUGCCCCUUCUCAAGCGGAAGUGUUUGAUGAUCCACAAGCAGAUCUCAAACCACUGGAAGAGGAUGCAGAAAAAGAAGGGCAUUAUUACGGCAAAUCAGAACUUGAGUCUGGGAAGUUCCUUCCUAGACUAAAAAAGUGUGGGAUGGAAAAGAGUGCACAGACAUCUCUGGAUUCCCAGGAAGAAUCAUCUGGAAUAUUGCUGUUAGAAAAUGAAAAUUCUUGCUUAGAAUGUGGUAUGAAAGACCUACAAGACGUGAUGGCUAUGGAAAAUUCUAAAUCUAGUUGCAGUGCUGCGGAACCGCGAGAAGAGGAAGACAAGUUUUGCAAUUGUAAAGAUAAUGCAUACGAAAAUCUUGUUUCUUCAGCACAACUGAAAGAGUUUCCUGUAUUGAAUAAUGAUCGUCAGAAGAUAAGCUACAAUCAAGCAAAGCAGUGUUGGUGGGAGAAAGCUCUUUAUACACCGCUCUUUCCUGCAUCUCAGUAUGAAGACUCCUUACAGGUACUCUGCUUCUGGACUCCAGAUACACACAGGUACCAGGAACCUCAACUCCACUGCUGCAACUGGGGAUUAAAAGACAAGGCAACCCAGAUAGGAUCAGACCUAGGACACACUGCAGAAGAAGAGUCACUGAAGAGAGAGUUCCAAUGCAACUCCCUAGAUUUGAUGAGUAACAAGGCAGCCAUCCAGCAUGCACAGAAGUCAGGAUAUUCCCCCCCGCACACCGUGCCCUGCAGGCUACCAGAGAGGUCUACACCUUCAGCUGCAACCAAAUGCUGUACAAAUGUCAAGAGAGAGAAUGGUGUUGGAGAAUUCGCAGAUAUAAAAGAAAUGCCACACAGUGAAGAAAUGCCACACAGUGAAGAACAUCUUCUAGAUUUUAAUAUGGUUUCUUCUGUGCAUGAAGCAAGGUGUGCAGAUCUUAGAAGUUCUGGAAUAAAAUCAAAUGGCUUUAGGAAGAAGCUAUACUCCAGUGACAGCUCCAGCUCUGAAGGCACAGCAUCAGAAGGUGGAAAUGGAUGGACAGAUCCUUGUGAAGAAGAACUUUUCUCUCGAACUCACCUGUAAAAACUGCAGAAUAAAAAUAGUUGGUGUAAGGAAUGGCAUGAGAUGGGAAAUUCUUCCAGAGGGCCUGUAACUCAACAAUUAAUUGAGUUUCUCCCUUCAGUUAAUGGAUUCAGAAGUGUAUUUAUCUUUCUCUUCUUGAUAUUUUAUUUUCAAUAGUUGGGAUCUUGGUCCCAUUGAAGGCUUUUUUUCCUCCCUCCAAACUGUUAGCUCCUUGGCUAUUUGGACCUAGAGUAGAUUGUGUUGUCAAAUCAAGAAUGGGUGUGCAUGUGAUUGUCUUGGUAGUAUCACUGCUCAUUUGCAUCCUAGCUGCAGUUACUUUUAUUUUUGACUGUAGCCCUAUCAGUAUUACGAUCUUACUAGCAUUGCAGUGUCUACAACUAUUCAGAGAUUUUAUCUUUUGGCACAUUUAGGCUUUUAAGAUUUGGGAGAUAAAUACUUAACACUGUAAUCUAUGAGUGCCUUUCUGAAUGUGAGAGGAAAGCAUGUAUGGCUUGUCCUGUCUUUGAAGAUCUUAUAACUUUGGAGUAGGAAUACUUGGGCUGUGCUUUAGAGACUUUCAGAAACUGUGUUUUCUAUUCUAGGAUCUCCUAACUCUCAUAUAAACUAACACAGUUGAAACUAUUGUUUGUUACCUUCUUGCUAACUGAAGAAGCUAAGGAUUUUUGCAGACAUGGGGUAAAGAAAUAUAGGUUUCUCUCCUCUCCCCCUCUUGUUUUCAGGGCUCAGUAUUUCAUCUAUUUCAGGGCUCAGUGUUGUAAAGUAGGGAAUUAAAAACACGUGACACUACGUGACCCCAAGCACCCUUACUUUAAUGGUACAUACUUAUAAGUGUACUUAGGGUUGUAUCAUUAAACCCCAUGGGGAAACUAAUGGACAGUACAGUUUGUUACAAGCUGCAAAGGUUUGGUCUGAAUGACUGAAACGAUCUAAGAGUCAGGGCAUGUCUACACCAGCCCUAUAUCCCAGGAUCGUUUCUGUGCAUCUAAAUGCCACACGGGAUCCCGGGAGCAGGGAGGGACGAGCCCUCCAGUUUCCUGGGAUAACCCUUAGGUGUAGAAAGGGCCGCAGUGUUCAACACUUUAUAUGCAGAGGGUUAGUGUAUCACUCAAAAUAAAUCCAGUGGCUCCUACAGUUAGCUACUGUUGUGGCUCUAAUUUAGUAAAACUUGUAGCUAACUUCGUGUCCUGAGAGAAUGUUAGGAGUAAGUUGUGUGUUGUGGGUGGGAGUGGGGAACAUGACUUACAUGUGUGAUUGCAGUAGUGAUUGUUGCUUUAUGUGACCUGCUCUUAAAGUUUAUUUUAACAUAGUCAAUGCAUCUGUCGAGUUGGAACUGUGCAAGACUAUCAACUCCCUGUGCUACUAAUGUAUUAUGCAAAUCAUAAAGCCAGGAGGAGCAAUAUUGGUUUAUACCAUUUCAUAGUUUUUAAACAAUGAUCUAUACAAUAGCAGCAUGUUUAAGACAUCAGAAAGUACAGAAAGUUUACUAUUGACUUGAAAAUGCUAAGCCAUUAAUUUUGAUAGGCAAGAAACUCCUAACAAUUAUAGUUGUUUGGAAUGAUAAGCUGAGCUGGCUUUGAAAUUUUAUUCUGUGCUAGAGAGCUAAACUGAAUCUGAGUUUUGUUGCCUUUUCUUAAUUGAUAGUACAUGACUUAAGAUCUAGGGUAUCAACACCUUGUAAGGUUGCAUGUAUUCUUUCUGUUGAAACUUUGACUCCAUUGGCUUGGUUUGUACUUUCCAGGGAAAUGUUAUUAAUAACUGCUUUUAAGCUACAUUAUUUUAGCAUUCAUACAACAAAUCUUUACAGUGUUGGUUUCCCCCCCCCCCCUUAUUUGAGAUUCUGGAUAAGUUUUUAAAUAUUUACUUUCUUCUGGAGCUUCCUUUAAAAAAUGUUGUAUAGCACAUGCACUGAGAAUAUUGUCUGUCAACAUGAAAACAAAAAGAACGAAACUGAUAAAUCCUAAAUUCUAGUGAUUAACGUAACUAGAGAGUCAUUGUUAGAGUAAUGAAUGACCAAAUGGGAAUAUUUGUGGGGGGAACCCACACCUUUUUAGCUCAGCUUAUUUAGAUAGAAAUCUCAGUGAGAGGGUGGUUCGUUUCAUUAUGAUUUAAUAUUUUAACACCUUUGAAAAUGUACAUGUUACAGGUGUGGGCAAUAACAAAUAAUAUUUAUUUGUUUUCUAAUUGAAUGGGAUAAAAUUCUGAAGCUUUCCAGUGAGAAGGUUGAUGUGUGAGUUUGUGGUUUUCCCCCCCCUGCAAGAAUAAUUUAAAAGUGGAGAUGCUGAAAUGCACUGUGGUAUGAAGCGGCAUUGCAUAUCCAUAGCACUGAAGUAUCGGUUUUUCAUUCCUGGGCUGAAUUUGUUUCUACUUUUUUGCUUCAAGUGGUUGUAUUGUUCUGAUUUCACAUACACCAGAGUAACUGAAUUUGUUUUUUGUGGAGUUACUUAACACCAAAUAAAAGAUAAAAGGACA